AUGGCUUCACGUUUGAGCGACUACACUAGAAUGAACCCUCCAACGUUCUUUAGGUUUAAGGUAAAUGAAUAUCCUCAAGACUUUCUAGAUGAGGUUUAUCAGAUCUUGUAUGCUAUGGCGGUGAGUUCAAAUGAGAAGGACGAUCUAGCCAUUUACAAACUCAAGGAUGUGGUUAAAACAUGGGCUAACAAGGAUGGGGUGUCUAACCCUAAGCCUCAAGGGGGAAAAGUUGGUGGUUUAUCAAAUGAGAGCCCUAAUUGUGCCAAAUGUAGCAAGAGGAACUUGGGUAAAUGUUUAAUGGGUUUGACAAAUUGUUUUGGUUGUGGAAAGAGUGUCCAAAUGGUGAAUGAUUGUCCCAUCGACAAGACUCAAGAAAGGGAGGGUAAUGAAGCAGAAUCAAGUGGUCUUAAUUCUGAUGCUCCUAGGAAGAACCUCUUCUAUGCUCUCAAAUCUAGGGAUGAUCAAGUGGAUUCUCCCGAUGUUGUUACCGCUAUGUGCCAAGUAUUUUCAAGUAAUGUUGAUGCAUAG
This is a messenger RNA of Solanum pennellii, 528 nucleotides long. RefSeq lists its product as uncharacterized. The record is from RefSeq and is a predicted model, not a curated record. The transcript is spliced from 2 exons. Bases 1 to 528 code for a protein of 175 amino acids. Lineage: Eukaryota; Viridiplantae; Streptophyta; Magnoliopsida; Solanales; Solanaceae.